UUUUUAAUCAUUUAAUAUUUCGUGCUUGACAGACAAACAACUGAUAAGAAUCGAAUAUGACAUUCGCUGCGGAUAACCCACUGAAGAAAUUAAAAUAUUUUAUAAUUUUUUUCUUAGUUUUAUUGUCGGUGAGUAACUAUGUGGCAGGUUGGACAGCGACUGGAGUCUAUUCUCAUAAAGCACAUCCAGGCAAAUGCUAUUAUAACGAAAGAUUGAUUUUAUCACCAGGACAAAGAGCAAAAAUAUCAAACACAUGCUCCGUCAUAGCAUGUAGAGAUAAAAAUGGUUCUGCAGACAUCUAUGGAUGUGGCGCUGUUGCUCCUCCUACUAACUGCGAAUGGGGGGAUUAUAUUAAUAUUAAUGCACCCUACUCCGAAUGCUGUGCCAAGAAAGCCGUUUGUAAAAACUCAGCAGAUCGUAAGGCUGCUUUGAUAUAUCAAAAUGAUAUUUUAGAAAUGUUCAAGAAACAAAACUAACUUUGAUAAUUGAAUUCAAUAUGCAUUUUCUAUAAGAUAAGUAAAAAUAAAUUAAACUUUCAUAAA
Messenger RNA from Teleopsis dalmanni, 542 nucleotides. RefSeq lists its product as uncharacterized. The transcript has 3 exons. The coding region runs from base 57 to 476 and encodes 139 amino acids. Lineage: Eukaryota; Metazoa; Arthropoda; Insecta; Diptera; Diopsidae. The record is from RefSeq and is a predicted model, not a curated record.